Staurois parvus is the source of this 574-nucleotide messenger RNA. Lineage: Eukaryota; Metazoa; Chordata; Amphibia; Anura; Ranidae. The record is from the annotation of a GenBank genome assembly.
AUGUGCCACUUUCAGGUCUCCUCACACUGCUGGUGGGUUCCAUUUUGUCAUAGGGUGCUGGCAGAUUACGGGCCUCCCAUUGCUGCUGCCAGGCCCGUAAUCUGCCAUGGGCCCCCGUACCGCCUCCUCAUGCUGCUGCCAGGCCCGUAAUCUGCCAUGGGCCCCCGUACCGACUCCUCAUGCUGCUGCCAGGCCCGUAAUCUGUCAUGGGCCCCUGUACCCGCCCUCCUCAUGCUGCUGCCAGGUCCAGAGUGUCUCAUGGGUCCCUGUACGGCCUCCCAUUGCUGCUGUCUCCAUCGCCACACUCUGCCAUGUGCCACUUUCAGGUCUCCUCACACUGCUGGUGGGUUCCAUUUUGUCAUAGGGUGCUGUAUGGCCUCCCAUUGCUGCUGCCUCCACCGCCACACUGUGGCUCCAUUUUGGCCCCGUGACUGCUCAAAUGAGUGAAGUGUGCGGUGAUUCUAAGAUCGACGGCACUCAUCUGCAUGUCAUACUGACUGACAGUAUUAUUUCUCUUCCCCAGCAGACUCCAAGGGCAUUUAAAUUAAAGGUACAGUGUUCUGCACUAAUAUAA